AUGGGCUCUCUCAUCUGGGACGACGAGAAUCGCUACGUCGGCAAACAGCCGUACUGGAAGGAUGCCGUCUUCUACCAGGUGUACCCCGCAAGUUUCAAAGACGCAAACGGCGAUGGCUGGGGCGACCUCGAGGGGCUGAUCUCCAAGGUCGACUACCUCAGCGACCUCGGCGUCGACGUCGUCUGGGUGUCGCCUAUUUUUGCCAGUCCGCAGAAGGACAUGGGGUACGACGUGUCGGAUUACCAAGCCAUUGAAGCCGCCUACGGCACAGUCGAAGACGUCGACACUCUCCUGCGCGAAUGCCACAGCCGGGGCAUGAAGGUCAUCCUCGACCUCGUUGUCAACCACACGUCCAACGAGCACCAGUGGUUCAAAGACUCUCGAUCCUCCAAAUCCAACCCGAAACGAGACUGGUACAUCUGGAAGCCCGCACGCUACGACGCCGACGGGGUCCGGCACCCACCCACAAACUGGCGAGGCUACUUCGCCGGCCCGACGUGGACCUGGGACGCCGGGACGGAGGAGUACUACCUCCACCUCUACGCGCCUGACCAGCCGGACCUCAACUGGGAGAACGAAGAGUGCCGCGAGGCCAUUUACGACAACACGAUGCGCUUCUGGCUGGACCGCGGCGUCGACGGGUUCCGCAUCGACACGGUCAACAAGUACUCGAAGCGGACCGAGUACGUCGACGCGCCCGUCACGGACCCGACGAGCCCGCACCAGCCGGCGCCGGAGAUGUGGUGCAACGGCCCCCGGAUCCACGAGUUCAUCCGCGAGAUGAACGCCAAGGCGCUGGCGCCCUACAACGCCGUGUCGGUGGGCGAGCUGUCGCUGACGCCGCACCCGUCGCAGGUGCUGCCCUACGUGUCGGCGGCGGCGCGCGAGCUCGACAUGGUGUUCGAGUUCUCCGUCAUCCGGCUCGGCAACGGCAACGGGUUCGGCGGCAAAUACCUCUACGACCCGUUCCCGCUGUCGCGGCUCAAGACGCUGACGGCGACGUGGCAGGCCUUCAUCGAGGGCACCGACGCCUGGGCGACGGCGUUUUGCGAGAACCACGACAACGGGCGCGCCGUGUCGCGGUUCGGCGACGACGCCACGCCCGCGCUCUGGGCCGCGAGCGCCAGGACCAUCGCGCUGUGGCAGGCCACCAUGACGGGCACGCUGUUCCUGUACCAGGGCCAGGAGAUCGGCAUGACCAACAUGCCGGCGGCGUGGGGCGUCGAGGAGUACAAGGACAUUGAGAGCUCCAACUUCUACGCCGAGGCGUGCGCGUCGGGCGACGAGGACAAGAUGGCCAAGACGAUGCACGGUCUGCGCAUCAUGGCGCGGGACCACGCGCGGAUCCCCUUCCAGUGGGACGACUCGCCCAACGCCGGGUUCACGUCUGCUGACGCGAAGCCCUGGAUGAGGGUGCAUGACGAGUACAAGAGGAUCAACGCCGCGCAGCAGAUGGCCGAUCCCAAAUCGAUUCUCUCGUUCUACCGGCAGAUGCUGAGGCUACGAAAGCAUUACAAGGACGUGUUUGUGUUUGGGUCGCACAAGCUGCUCGAGCCCGAGGAUGAGAAGGUGUGGAAGUACGUCAAGCAGAGCCCGUAUACCGAGCAGUGCCGGCGCGUGCUGGUCGUCAUGAACUUUUCCAGAGAGGAGAGACCAGUGGGCGAUGUGGCUGCUGCUCUCGAGUGCGAGAAGGGAGACGUGCGGCUUCUCGUUGGCACGGCUGGCGUGGCGGAGAGCUCGGUCGACAAGAGCGGCUGGCCAGCACUGGGUGUGUGGGAGUCAAGGAUAUACACAAACUUUGAGCUGUGA
Molecule: messenger RNA, 1809 nt
Organism: Verticillium nonalfalfae
Lineage: Eukaryota; Fungi; Ascomycota; Sordariomycetes; Glomerellales; Plectosphaerellaceae
Product: alpha-glucosidase mal12
Exons: 2
Coding region: 1-1809 (602 amino acids)
Biological process (GO): oligosaccharide catabolic process
Molecular function (GO): alpha-amylase activity
Source: RefSeq, a predicted model, not a curated record